GCCACCAACAAACACACACAAACAGAGACACCUGUACACACACACACAGACAUAUACAUACACACACACAUACAGAUACAUGUAUACACACACAGGCAUGUACAGACACGCAUACACACAGAUACAUGUACAUACACAGAAAUACACACGCACAGACACAUGUACAUACAUACACAGACACAUGUACAUACAUACAGAGACACAUGUACACACAGACACAUGUACGUACAUACACACAAACACACACACACAUGUACAUGCACACACACACAGGCACAUGUACACACACAUGUACAUACACGCAGACACAUGUACAGAUACACACAUGUACAUACACACACACACACGCACCCCAUAAAAAGUUGCAGUACUUCAUUGUUCACUCACAGAGCCGGGUACUGCAAUCUAGGGGGAGGCAGAGAGCACAGCACACACUCCUUCCUUUGCUUUCACUGCAGUCAGCUAUUGAGCAGUCUGACGGCUCCCAGUGCCAAUAACAGAUCCGGCCUGAGCUCCGAGCCUUCUCAGCAAGACGGUGCUGGGGGACACACUUGCCCCCACCAUAAUUUCCACUCGCCAUUGGCGAGCAGGCGAGUAGAAAUUUCAGGC
Messenger RNA from Staurois parvus, 609 nucleotides. Lineage: Eukaryota; Metazoa; Chordata; Amphibia; Anura; Ranidae. The record is from the annotation of a GenBank genome assembly.